Molecule: messenger RNA, 1051 nt
Organism: Bolinopsis microptera
Lineage: Eukaryota; Metazoa; Ctenophora; Tentaculata; Lobata; Bolinopsidae
Product: histone H3.3A
Exons: 3
Coding region: 173-583 (136 amino acids)
Cellular component (GO): nucleus; nucleosome
Molecular function (GO): DNA binding; structural constituent of chromatin; protein heterodimerization activity
Source: RefSeq, a predicted model, not a curated record
GGACAGCAGCAUUUCCACUGACCAAUCACAGCCGACCAUGCGGAUACACACCAGCCAAUCAGCGUCCAGAACCGUAUUCUCGAGGCAUGUUUGCCUCCGUAUAUGGUAAUACGUACACUGCUCAUUCAUUGUCCGCCCGUAACGUACGUUGUUUUCUUUGUUGUAGAGAAGUAUGGCCCGUACCAAGCAAACCGCCCGUAAAUCCACCGGAGGAAAAGCCCCAAGGAAACAGUUGGCAACCAAGGCAGCCAGGAAAAGUGCCCCAUCCACUGGAGGAGUCAAAAAGCCCCAUCGAUACAGGCCUGGAACAGUCGCUCUGAGGGAAAUCAGAAGAUAUCAGAAGAGCACAGAAUUGCUCGUCAGAAAACUCCCCUUCCAGAGAUUGGUCCGUGAGAUCGCUCAGGACUUCAAAACCGAUCUCAGAUUCCAGAGUGCUGCUAUUGGAGCUCUUCAGGAGGCCAGUGAAGCUUACCUCGUUGGAUUGUUCGAAGAUACCAACCUGUGCGCCAUCCACGCCAAGAGAGUCACUAUCAUGCCCAAAGACAUUCAGCUCGCCAGAAGAAUUCGUGGAGAACGAGCUUAAACUGCCGUAAUUAAUCAGUUUAUAUUUGAAUACCAUGGCGGGACUGUUGGUUGUAUUUACAAAAUUGAUCUGACUUGAACUCACCGCGGAUCAAUUCAACCGUGACUUAUAAAAAUGACCAUCUCAGUAAUUGUUAUUUUGUCGGGAGGCUGUAAUUUUGUAAAGAUUUUGUGUAUUUGUUAGUCGAACAACCACUAGCAAUUCUUGAAUGGGAGUAGGAAUCUUGAAAAUUAUCACAACCUAUAAUUUAUUAGUCAGUGUGCUUUGAUAUACUGUCGAAAGCAAUUUAGUUCCACAUAUUCUUGUUUUUACAUUAGUAAAUGCAUCUCGGGUCAGUAGGUCUUAUUCGGUUUUAUUGCAUAUCCUGUAGCCGUAUUUCUGAAAUCAGUUAUGUUUUUCUCUGAUCAAAGACAGUGUAUUUCUGUUUUUAAUUUUAUUUAUUCAUAUUUGAAUGUAUUCCAAGUUUAA